This is a messenger RNA of Phodopus roborovskii (desert hamster), 1214 nucleotides long. It is a transcript of the gene Lrrc69, whose product is annotated as leucine rich repeat containing 69. The coding region runs from base 17 to 1060 and encodes 347 amino acids. The record is from RefSeq and is a predicted model, not a curated record. Lineage: Eukaryota; Metazoa; Chordata; Mammalia; Rodentia; Cricetidae. The transcript is spliced from 9 exons. Gene Ontology annotation, molecular function: protein binding.
CACCCUUUCAAAAAUCAUGACUGAGAGACUGUUGGUAACAGCACUGAAGGGUGGUAGCAACACUAAGAUCAUUACUUUGAAUGGGAAGAAGAUGACAAAGAUUCCCUCAGCACUAGAAAAGCUGUCUGGUCUGAAGACUCUAGACCUGCAAAAUAAUCUCAUCUGCAAAGUGUGCCCAGAGCUAAUCACCUUGACCCAGUUGACAAUACUAAAUCUGGGAAACAACCUUUUAGAAGAAGUUCCUGAAGAGUUGAAAUACCUUACCUCCCUGAAGAAGCUUCAUUUGUUUGGAAACAGGAUUUGUAGAAUUGCUGCUGGAGUUUGUGAUGGAUUGCAAGAGUUGAUUCUGCUUAAUCUGAACAACAAUCUACUUAAGAGUCUUCCUCAAGAAGUUGGCAGGCUAAGGAAUCUUACCUGCCUAAGCAUCAAUCAUAACCAGCUUACCAUGAUCCCUAGAGAGCUUUGUUCUCUUGAGAAACUUGAUGAACUGCAUCUUAACUACAAUCAGCUCAUGUGCAUCCCGGAAGAUAUUAAACACUUGAAGAAUCUUCAGCAGCUUUAUCUGGUCAGGAACAACAUUGAAGUUUUGCCAGAGGGACUUUGUCAUCUUAAAAAACUAAGACUCCUGGACAUAGCUGGAAAUGUUAUUCAGAUAUUUCCAGCAGGCUUUCAGGAUCUAAAGCUGAGGGAGUUCUACUGUGAGGGAAACCCACUUUUCCUGAAGGAGCCAAUUACUGCUAAACAACCUAAAGACAUCUGGACUCUACGGGAAAUAGCAGUAAGGUUUGUCCUCCAUCAGUUGGAAGAAAACAAUCAGUUGAUUAUGAAUGCCAUAGAGUAUUACCCAGAGGUCAAAGACAAAAUCUCCAAGGCAAAAAAAUGUGCAUUGUGCAGAAAACCCUUUUUAUCUGAAUGGCUGGAAUGUGUCCGGUUUGUUUCCCCAUCAAAGAACUGGAAGAUAAGCAAAAACUUACAGCUGAUACCUCUCCGAAUAUUACUUUGUUCCUACCGAUGCUUUAAAUGGCGUGGCCCUGAUGUCUUUGGGAUUGCUCAAGAGUAGAGCAGGAAGAAGAACCUUUCCUGUUGGUCCAUUUUUGAAGUGGAAGACAGAAAAUCUUGUGAUGCCCAUAGGUGUUCACUGGACAUUCAGGGAAGCCAUGGCCCACAUGGGUGGUAUAUGAUACUGAACAAUAAACUACCUUUAGUCACCGAAA